Messenger RNA from Funneliformis mosseae, 450 nucleotides. NCBI's taxonomy places the organism in Eukaryota, Fungi, Glomeromycota, Glomeromycetes, Glomerales, Glomeraceae. The record is from the annotation of a GenBank genome assembly.
AUGUUCUGCGAUGCUGCAUCCUUUAUAGAACCUACCAAUAAUAAUAAUGAUGAAAAAGAAUAUGUUUUUAGAGAUGUAUUAGGCUCUAAAUUUGAAGGUUAUAACAGUUACAAGACUAAAAAAUUUUCAGAUGGUACUUGUAGAAAAAGGGUAUUUAAGUGUGAUUUGGGAAGAAGGUAUGUUGAAAAACAUUCAAGACCAAUAUUAGGUAAAGAAAAGAGUAAAGAAAGCAAAAAUAGCAUUGAUAGUAUCAUAAAUAAAUAUCUCACACAGCCAAUUUACGAUGCAUAUUAUAAACAAAUGUAUCAAUUUGUAUGCUAUCGUGCAUAUCAAAUACAAUUUUCUAAAAUUCCAGUAUCAGAUAAUGGUUCAUUUGAAUCUUUUUUUGAUAAAGUAGAAGAUUCUGCUGAAUUUCUUAUUGAAGCUGAUGAGGAUCAAAGCUUGACUUGA